Messenger RNA from Sclerotinia sclerotiorum 1980 UF-70, 753 nucleotides. RefSeq lists its product with no specific name. The transcript is spliced from 3 exons. Bases 1 to 753 code for a protein of 250 amino acids. The record is from RefSeq and is a predicted model, not a curated record. Lineage: Eukaryota; Fungi; Ascomycota; Leotiomycetes; Helotiales; Sclerotiniaceae.
AUGCACGCAGUCGCUAUCACAAGCUUUGUAGUUGCCCUUAUGGGUACUGUUACUGCUCAGACCAGCUCAGUUGUCAACCUCCAUCUUAUGGGAUUUGACGGUGGUGAUGAUCAACCUCCAUUCGUUGGUUCAAUUAUUGCUUCCGACGCUACCGCCACUACGUAUUCAAUUACCUGUGGUUCUACAACCGCCAGUGCUGCGCCAACCUCGGCUUACUUUGACGAUGAAGACGACUGUGGUAUUCCAGAUAGCUUUACCUUUACCCAAGGUCCAUCCACAAUCGCAUAUGUUUACACGAUUGAUUAUGCUUUUGACAUUACCAUGAUUCAAACUGCUUCUGAUGCUGCACCAACAGGAUCUGGUCACGCCGUCGGCUGCGUCAUCUCCAAUUCCUCUUCCGCUUACUGCACCGGCAUCAACGUCGAGUCUAGCGGUACAUCGACCAUUUCCUCAGACGCUAGCACAACCGUCACUGGUACCGAUUUCUCAAGUCUCUUAUCCGGCAUUCCUGUUACCAUUACCGCUGGAUUGGCAAGUACUACCAGUUCUGCCACUCCAACUACAUCUGGCGCCUCAGCGACUGGUGCCUCAGCGACUGGUGCCUCAGCAAGCGGUUCAAGUAAAUCCAGCACGUCUGCUUCAUCGUCUGCUUCGGGCCCCACUGCUUCUACUGGAGGUAUGCCAAUGAUUACUGCUAAGGCGCAAUGGGUUGUCGGAGGUGCUGCUGCUGCUAUGGUUAUGGCUGCUUUGUAA